This is a messenger RNA of Corythoichthys intestinalis (scribbled pipefish), 2607 nucleotides long. It is a transcript of the gene lpar3, whose product is annotated as lysophosphatidic acid receptor 3. Lineage: Eukaryota; Metazoa; Chordata; Actinopteri; Syngnathiformes; Syngnathidae. Gene Ontology annotation, biological process: adenylate cyclase-activating G protein-coupled receptor signaling pathway; regulation of metabolic process. Gene Ontology annotation, cellular component: cytoplasm; plasma membrane. The record is from RefSeq and is a predicted model, not a curated record. Bases 198 to 1268 code for a protein of 356 amino acids. Gene Ontology annotation, molecular function: lysophosphatidic acid receptor activity. The transcript has 3 exons.
GGACGCGCAAACUGUCUGUGUUUCUCCACUUCGGUUCACUUCGCUCCACUCCUUCAUUUCAUUGCUGCUGCGCCUCCCUCCGUCCACAGCUGCGUGGGCGCUCGGCUGGAGGGACUGGAGGGGGGAAAUGCUCGCUUACUCGGGGAGAAACUUUCGCGCUCUUUCGGUGUCGUGACGCAGCCAUUUACCUGAGAAAAAUGGCUCUGCAAAACCUCACGUGCCAUUACGACAAACCCAUGAGCUUUUUCUACAACAACAGCGGCGCAGUUGACAAAUGGGACAAGACCCAGCUCAUUCUGGUUCAAGUGGUGGGCUCGCUCUUUUGCUGUUUCAUCCUGCUCUCCAACGCCAUGGUCAUCGCAGCUGUCAUUACUAACAAGAGGUUCCAUUAUCCUUUCUACUAUCUCCUCGCUAACCUCGCUGCCUCGGACUUUUUGGCGGGCAUAGCGUAUGUGUACCUCAUGUUCAACACGGGUGAGGUCUCACGGAAACUGACAGUGAAUGGAUACUUUAUCCGGCAAGGUCUUCUGGACAUCAGCCUGUCCGCCUCACUGGCCAACUUGCUUGUCAUUGCGCUUGAGCGUUACAUCUCCAUCAUGAACUUUAAAGUCCACAGCAACCUGACCAAAAGGAGGGUGACCCUGCUUAUCGUACUGGUGUGGGGCAUCUCUAUCUUCAUGGGUGCUGUGCCCAGUCUAGGAUGGAACUGUAUCUGCAACUUGAAUGACUGUUCCCAGCUAGCCCCCAUUUUCAGCAGGGGCUACUUGAUAUUCUGGUCAGUGUCUAACCUCGUCGUGUUCCUAGUGAUGGUGGCGAUUUACAUGAGGAUUUACGCCUACGUCAAGAAGAAGACGUCGUUGCUCACCCCACACACCAGUGGUUCCAUUAACCGAAAGAGGACACCUAUCAAACUCAUCAAAACCGUCAUGGUGGUACUUGGAGCCUUUGUGAUCUGUUGGACUCCCGGCCUGGUGGUUCUACUGCUGGAUGGUCUCAACUGCACCAACUGCAAGGUCAUGAAACUAAAGCGUUGGCUUCUUCUCCUGGCAGUACUGAACUCUGUCAUGAACCCCUGCAUUUACUCCUACAAGGACGAAGAAAUGUGGGCAACCUUCAAGAACCUCAUGCGAUGCAUCGGCAACGGUACUCGGCGACAGCGCUCCACGAGAGCCAACACCCGGCCGCUCAGCUCGACCCAGGAAACGGGCAACAGCAAGCCGCCUUCUGAAGAGAUGAAAAACGGCGAUCAUGAGAUCUACCAGACCUGAGAGUGGGAUUUGAUCUGAACUUUGAAGAAUAUUUGUUCACGUGAAGACAGAAAAGAUUCAUGAAGAUAAUGCGUAGAUGGGAGUCAACAGGUUUUUUUUCAUCUUCAAAGAAAAUGUUGUUUAGAGAGGAGUACCUGCACAGGCCUGCUGUGUUAGUCAAACGUUGGAGUUUUCGUGACGCUGACAAGUCACAACACUGAGACGCCUUGAUGAUGGGACUACUAUAAAUGCAGUUUUUUUUUCACCUGUGUCGGAAUUUCAGCAUUUUGGAGAUGACCUCUAAAGACAGAUUUUCAGUCUCGGUUAUUUAUGACUGAAACAAACAGUAAAAGUUAGACACUGGUCAAGUUUUUUCUUUUAUAUGCAAAAAAUAAAUGAUAAACUCCAAAGGUGAACUAUCAUUUAUUAUUAUAUGACAUGCUACAAACAAUGAACAAUACAGCAACUGAGGUCAUGUACAUACAUACACUCUCUGGCAACUACAUUAGGUACACUUGCUGCAUACACUGGUCCAGAGCCAUACUAUACAGUACACCAUUGUGGUGACAGCAAACUACAAACUUGCUUAUGAAUAGACACAUUUUCAAAUUGGUAGCUCUGCCAGUCUGUGUCAACCAUCCAUUUGUUGUCUUUUUAGAGACAAAACCUUUGACAUUUGAAUCUGGUAGGAUUACACAAAGGCACCUAAGUGUCAGUACAGUAAGGUGUUUUCCCAUGUCGUCAAAAAUGCUUCUGCCAUCGGAUGUAUGAUAGCUCACCACUUCACCUCAUUGUUUUUGCCUCUAUUUGCAGUCUUUGCCUGCGAGCCAAAGAUAAUAGUCCCUCAUAAACUUACCGCUGCUGAUUGAGACAAACUUGUUCUCCCUGUAGCAUUUCCCCACAUCCGCUUCAGCUCCCUUUAAUGGCUGCUGCUGCUCUGUUGAAACAAAGGCAAGAGGCUUGUAAAGAAAAAAAAAGAUGUCGUAACACACUGGAUUCCUGCUGGAGGUUUGUCACACAAUACCGUAGUUUACCUGCAGGAAGUGAGGAGGAUAUGACUGACGUAGACUACAUUGCUCCUUCCCAGACACUUGUGCUAUAAAUAACUGAUUGCUCUGACGAAUGCGCUUGCAGAUAGCCACUACGACAAGUCAACCUUCCUCGUAGCCUCGGAAAAGCUGUUGCAUGUUUUUUUCUUGGAAAUGUUCAAUUGUUCAUGUGUAUGCCACACAGAAUGCAUGUGUCUUUUUAGAAUAUCACAUUGGAAAUUUGAAUUUCAUAAAAAGACAAACGUAAAAAUACCUCUGACCAAUCUUGUUUUGUUUUUUUUUUGUUGGUUUUUUUUGGGGGGGGGGUGUAA